This is a messenger RNA of Pteronotus mesoamericanus, 3809 nucleotides long. It is a transcript of the gene GNA11, whose product is annotated as G protein subunit alpha 11. Gene Ontology annotation, biological process: adenylate cyclase-modulating G protein-coupled receptor signaling pathway; phospholipase C-activating dopamine receptor signaling pathway; action potential. Gene Ontology annotation, molecular function: GTPase activity; guanyl nucleotide binding; G-protein beta/gamma-subunit complex binding. Lineage: Eukaryota; Metazoa; Chordata; Mammalia; Chiroptera; Mormoopidae. Gene Ontology annotation, cellular component: heterotrimeric G-protein complex. The record is from RefSeq and is a predicted model, not a curated record. The transcript is spliced from 7 exons. The coding region runs from base 216 to 1295 and encodes 359 amino acids.
GGUUGGAGGCGGCGGUAGCGGCGGUGGCGCGGACGCAGGGUGGCUGGGCUGGAGUGCGCGGCCGAGCGGGACCAGCGUUCGCAGACAGCCGUGUGGACCCGCCGCCCCGGGGGCCAUCGCCGAGGGCCAGGCGGGCGCGGACAGGGCGGCUCCAGGCGAGGGCCGGGCCGGGGGUCAGCGGCGGGGGCGGCCGGCGGGCGGCCGGGGCCGGGACGAUGACUCUGGAGUCCAUGAUGGCGUGUUGCCUCAGCGAUGAGGUGAAGGAGUCCAAGCGGAUCAACGCCGAGAUCGAGAAGCAGCUGCGGCGGGAUAAGCGCGACGCCCGGCGCGAGCUGAAGCUGCUGCUGCUCGGCACGGGUGAGAGUGGGAAGAGCACGUUCAUCAAGCAGAUGCGCAUUAUCCACGGGGCUGGCUACUCGGAGGAGGACAAGCGGGGCUUCACCAAAUUGGUCUACCAGAACAUCUUUACUGCCAUGCAGGCCAUGAUCCGGGCGAUGGAGACUCUGAAGAUUCUGUACAAGUAUGAGCAGAACAAGGCCAAUGCACUCCUGAUCCGGGAAGUGGAUGUGGAAAAGGUGACGACAUUUGAGCACCGGUACGUCAAUGCCAUCAAGACCCUAUGGAAUGACCCCGGCAUCCAGGAGUGCUAUGACCGGAGGCGGGAGUACCAGCUCUCUGACUCCGCCAAAUACUACCUGACUGAUGUGGACCGCAUCGCCACCUCGGGCUACCUGCCCACACAGCAGGACGUGCUUCGGGUCCGUGUGCCCACCACUGGCAUCAUCGAAUACCCUUUCGACUUGGAGAACAUCAUCUUCAGGAUGGUGGAUGUGGGAGGACAGAGGUCUGAGCGGAGAAAGUGGAUCCACUGCUUUGAGAAUGUGACGUCCAUCAUGUUCCUUGUGGCCCUUAGUGAAUAUGACCAAGUCCUGGUGGAGUCGGACAACGAGAACCGCAUGGAGGAAAGCAAAGCCCUGUUCCGGACCAUCAUCACCUACCCCUGGUUCCAGAACUCGUCGGUCAUCCUCUUCCUCAACAAAAAGGACCUGCUGGAGGACAAGAUCCUGUACUCCCACCUGGUGGACUACUUUCCCGAGUUUGAUGGGCCGCAGCGGGACGCUCAGGCCGCCCGGGAGUUCAUCCUGAAGAUGUUUGUGGACCUGAACCCCGACAGUGACAAGAUCAUCUACUCGCACUUCACUUGUGCCACUGACACGGAGAACAUCCGCUUUGUCUUUGCGGCCGUCAAGGACACCAUCCUGCAGCUCAACCUGAAGGAGUACAACCUGGUGUGACCGUGUGGCGAGCCCACGGGACAGACCCUCCUGUGUGAUGAUGUGAUAGCGGCUCUGCCCGCCGAGGAGCUGGGGUUUUUUUUUUGUUUUUGUUUUUUUUCAUAUUUUUAACAAAUGGUUUUUAUUUCACAGUUAUCAGGGGAUGUACAUCUUUCUUUCUAUAUCCUUCGUGCACCUUCUCACCUUUUGUCAGCAGCACAGGCUGCCUUUUUCUGGCCUUGACUGUGGCUCGCCUUUUUUCUAGAAAAAAAAUGGAAAAAAGACAAAAAAAAAGAAAAAUGAGACAAGCAGAGAUGAGAUACGCGAGUGCCCUGUCCCCAGCGCCUCCAGGCCUCCUCCCUCAGUUCCCUCACCCCAACCAGGGCUGCACCUUCGGGCCACCGUGGGACGGAGCCGCCCCCAGCUGGCCCUGGCCCCUUGGCGUGGAGAUGUGGAGACUGUGACUGACUGCUCUUCCUUCCUUUUUUUUUAAGUUAUUACCAUCCUCACAACUUUGCUGUGUUCUUGCUCACUGGACUCCAAGAAGUGGGGGUGGGUGGCGUCCCCUGUUGCCCACCCUGGGAAGUGCCUAACCAUUUUUUUUUUAAGGGAAAACAAAAAGUAUAUGGGCUCCUCUGCAAUGAAGGAGAUGCCUCCUGACCCUCACUCAGCCUCAGGUGGCUGCCUGGUCCCCACCGCCCUCUGAGAGCCCUGGGGGAUUGGGGGAUUCUCUGGGUAGUGUCUCCAGGGCAAUCUGGUCUGCUCAGAGCUCUCCCUGGCCUGGUUCCUGUGCCCCUGAGGGUCAUGUGCUCACCUCCCAGGCUGGAGAGCCCUCGGGAGGCCUGGGAGAGGGCCUACUCAGAUGGGAGUCACUUUUGCUUUCAUUCCAUUUUGUAGUCCUUUAGGAAACAGUGAUGAUGGUGGGCUGGGGACUUUUUCAGAACAUUCUCAGGUCUGUCCCCACGAGGCAGGGAGAAGUUGAGGGAGAGUCCUGCAGUGGAUCUCAGGCAUGGUGGCCUCUGCCGCACACACUUGCUGACCCCUGUGCCCCGAGCUGCUGGGAACUGAGUCGACAGCAGGGGCACCUUGCCCAGAGCUGUCGAGGGUUGCAUGGGAGCCAGCAGCUGGCACCUUGGUCUCGGGGCCACCUCCAGGCCAUGGCCAUGCACUGAGCCAGAGCCACGGGCUGCCUGGCCUGGGGACCCCAUAGAGGAACUCGGAGGGAGGGUACAAGCAGGGGGCUGGUCUUUUGUGGGGAGGGAGGGAGGCAGCUUUUCCUGUGAUGUAGACUGAACACUACAGUGUUUGUUUUUUGCACAAAUGGAAGGGAAAGGGACCACCAGCAAUGUCUGGCCCUGCCCACUACACCUGGACCCUAUAGAAGCAGCCUCUGGGGCUGCACCUUUUUGGCACCAUUAACAAAUAGAAAAGAAACAAUGCAAAAAUCCAACCCACCCAGACAGCCAGUCCUGGGCUGCUGGCCCCCACUUUCCCUCUCCCAGUCCCAGGACAAAGCCGGGACGGUCCCAGGGCGAUGGGGAGCAGAAGACAGGCAGAAAUUGGGGGUGGCUACAUUCCUGGUGAUGAGCUCCAUCUGGGGGCAGAAUGGGCCAGGGAUCCCCAGCUUCUCGGCCAAUUUUCCAAAAAGGGUCCUUUUUUGUGCCAUGUAUCUAUUUGAGAGGGUUGAACAUAAUCCCCCAUUCUUGCCCUCAGUCCGGGGGGAAGCAGGUGGUGCUGCUGGCAUUGGGCCUCUGAAAGGUCCAUAUCACAGAAAGGAACUGGAUUGGGCUCUCGAGGGGUGGCGUGAGCAUGUGGGGGAGCACCCAAAGAGUGUACUGCUCUUGGAGAGGGGGUAGUGUGCCAAGCAUCCCACAGCCCAAGGUUGGCUGGAGCGCCAAACCACCCCCGCCCGGGCCUUCUGAAGCCCCAUGGGCCUGACCCCACCCCCAGGAGCUGAGGGCAGGGCCACCCUGUGUCCCAGGGGAAUCUAAGACCAGUUUUGUGCCAGUGUCAAUGCCAGCCAGGACGGGAGGUCUCGGUCCCUCUCGGGUCCCAUGCCAGGUUGGAUGAUGUCUUUGAUUUUUACCCUGAUGAACUCCUAAUGCUCUCUCUCGUGCCAACCUCCCGGCUCCUCCCGCUGUGUCAGAUCACAGUACAGCUAAUGCCCCCUGCACCCGCCUCCCUGAGAGAGAUGUCCUAGUGCCAAUGCCCCCUAGUGGCAGUGCGGGAACUUGCGGCCAGUGGGGUGAACACUGUCUGGUGAUACUUGUAUAUUACAGUCCUGAUUUCAGACGAUUUAAACUUUAACCUAUUUAAAAAAGAAUAUUAUAUAAAAAUGCUGUUUUUAAACCUUUUGUCAUUUGAAAUGCAUGUAUUGUUGCGCGUGCUGGGGGAUGGGCAUGAUUAGCUCGAUGCCAACCUGUGGCAGACAAAGGCUGUCCCGUCCAGAUGGGUGGGCCAGCAGGCUCUGCUCAGUGUGCCGGGGCCCUGACCCCUUAAUCCAGAGAUAACUGAUGGAAAUUGACUUUUCAUAUC